Hypomesus transpacificus is the source of this 3135-nucleotide messenger RNA. It is a transcript of the gene gcnt4a, whose product is annotated as glucosaminyl (N-acetyl) transferase 4a. Gene Ontology annotation, cellular component: membrane. Bases 933 to 2237 code for a protein of 434 amino acids. The transcript has 3 exons. The record is from RefSeq and is a predicted model, not a curated record. Lineage: Eukaryota; Metazoa; Chordata; Actinopteri; Osmeriformes; Osmeridae. Gene Ontology annotation, molecular function: acetylglucosaminyltransferase activity.
CCUCCCAGGGGAGGGGCUGGCCUACUGACUCCUCCCAGGGGAGGGGCUGGCCUGCUGACUCCUCCCAGGGGAGGGGCACCUCACCCUGGAGAACUGGCCUGCUGACCGUCACCUCACCAUUCACAAAGAAUCCCUAACCACACCUGAUAUGAAACAUUCAUGAACCUCAUGUUGUUUUUGGGUGGUAACCCAGUGAGUGGUUUUUGUUGUAGGGUUGUGGAUUUGGCCUACACUACACUACUGUUACUAUAAUGUAGUUUGCAGUGUAAAACAUGGUGUUAAAACGGUUAUAGGUAAUUUAGUUUGAGUUCAAAUAAUGUUAUUUCUGCGUUUUGUUGGACAAUUGUUGGACUGUAUAAUCGUUGACUAUUCGCAUUUAAGUUUACAUCAAUUACAUUACUUUGAAUUAGUUUUGAUUAAAAUCUAAACUAUGACGUUUAACAGAAAAACAGAAAAAGUGCUUUGUUUUUCUGUGGUUACUGUAAGGCUCCUUAGAACUGUAGCAUAUAACACUGAACUAGUAAACCAAGAGGACAGAAGCUUUUUUAGCAUAAAAGGUCGGUUUUUUGUAUUGCGGUCGGUUCCGGUUGAUAAGAAUCACAUGGCCUCCAUCUCCAUGUGUUUUUUUUUUUUUACAAUUCAACCCCCAUACAAGCCAGAGUAUAAUAUGAGCCAGUAGUGGGCGGAGGAGGACUUGUGCUUGGCUGAUGAUCUCACAUGACUCCGUGACAGUCUGCAGUGUGAUGUUGCUCCACCACACCUACAGAAGACGUCCCUCCAGCGCCAGUCCUGCACGGCAGCGGUGCGGCUCACUACUCACGAUGCUCCGAUGUGAGAAUUCAGAUUCCCGAGUGGUUGCCUUAUGAGAUUUCAGAAGACAAACCUUUUGAUGGCAUCUGGCAGAACUUCAAAGACUUCUCUAGAGUGCAAGAAUGAAAAUAAGAUGCUCCCCCUUCCAUAAAGUGAGACGCAGAUGUUGCCUGCUCUGCGUGUCUCUGCUGGCUCUGUGCCUGCUGAAGCUGGUCUACAUCAAGGUGUCAGUGAGAAACCACUUCUACAUCGAGCCUUAUGGGAUCACCGCCAGUGCAUACAGGAUCAAAACCCACAGGUACAACAUCAACUGCACGGCCAUAUACAACCUGGACCCUGUGGAGAUUGGCAAGUCCCUGGAGAUACGGAGGAAGGUGAUCGUGGACCUGGAGGACGACAGCGUAGUGUCUCUGACCGCAGACUGUGAGAGGUAUGUGGAGGCCAGAGGAUAUGACCUCAUGUCGGUCUCUGAGGAAGAGAGAGGUUUCCCGCUGGCGUACUCGCUGGUGGUCCACAAGAACGCUCCCAUGGUAGAGCGCAUCCUGCGAGCCAUCUACGCACCUCACAACGUCUACUGCAUCCACUACGACCAGAAGUCCUCCCUACCCUUCAUCACAGCCAUGAACAACCUGGCUCGCUGCCUCCCCAAUGUGUUCAUCGCCUCCCGGCUGGAGACCGUGUUGUACGCCCACAUCACACGGCUCAACGCCGACCUCAACUGCCUGUCUGACCUGCUGGCUUCAGAGGUCAGCUGGAAGUACGUCAUCAACCUGUGCGGCCAGGACUUCCCGCUCCGGGGGAACAGGGAUCUGGUGAGGGAGCUCCGGGCGCUGAACGGCAGCAGCAUGCUGGAGUCCAGCCGGCCCAGCCAACUGAAGAAGCAGCGCUUCCUGUUCCAGCAUGAGCUGAAGGACGUCCCGUACGAGUACCGCCGUCUCCCGGUCAGGACCGGCCGGCCCAAGGCCCCGCCACCGCACGCGCUGCAGGUGUUCAGCGGGAGCGCAUACUUCAUCCUGCCUCGUGACUUUGUCAGCUUUGUGGGCAGCAGCCCCGUGGCUCGGGACUUCCUGGCGUGGUCCGCAGACACGUACUCCCCCGACGAGCACUUCUGGGCCUCGCUGGUGCGCGUCCCGGGCGUACCGGGAGGCAUCCUACCGACCGCCCCCGACGUGACUGACCUGCAGAGCCGUACGCGCCUGGUGAAGUGGAACUACCUGGAGGGCUCACUGUACCCUCCCUGCUCCGGCGCUCACAUGAGGAGCGUCUGCAUCUACGGUGCGGCUGAGCUACGCUGGCUGCUCAACUACGGACACUGGUUUGCCAACAAGUUUGAUCCCAAAGUGGACCCAGUGCUGAUCAAGUGCUUGGAGGAGACACUGGAGGAGAAGAGACAGCACAGUAGGAACUUGGUGAAUGAGGAGAAAUGAAGACAGGGAGCGCCCUGUUGUGUGUUUGGAGAGUGAGGAGCACCAGGAGUUUGGGGAGCUCAUACUAAGAGGGCAGGAUGAAGCUCUUUCCUACAGCUACGUUCCGUCCUGUUUGUGACUGAAUCCUUCAGGAGACAGAACCUUCAGGAGACAGAACCUUCAGGAGACAGAAUCUUCCUGUUCUUCUCUGAGGAGUGCAUGUGUCGCUGUACACCACAGAGUUAUGCAACAAUAAUGCCUAUCACAAGGAGAAAUGCCAUCUUUGAAAAGUGUCUUGAAUUUACAGCCAUUCCUGUGUCCGUGUGCUGUGAUCUCUCUGUCCUUCAUGCAGCACCAAAGAACCCUCCACUUUCCAGACCAAUCACAGACACACCCACACACACCUACCACCAACACUCCAACGGUUUGGAAACAUUGACAAAUAUCAAUGUUUAUUUUAUAAUGUAUGCAGUGAAGCUGAAGAAAGGAGAGUUUGAUACAACAGCAACUGCGUUAUCUUUAUUUUAUUUAUUUCUUAAUAAAAAUAUGAUCUAAAGUAACUUUUUACUAUGACGCAUUUAGCCGUGGUGCAACACAUGUUUACAUAUUUGUCUAUAAAUGGAACAUGUUUGUUCAGUGUAGUCCUUUAAUUUGAGCAAAUAUCCAAAACACAGGUAGUGUUCAGCUCUGUUAUAAUGCUCACUUACAUUAUAAUUCCAGCUACUUUUUAAUGUUCUACGUAGCCAACUGCCUUGUUGAUAAAUAUUGGCUAACCAUUUAAAAUCAGGAAUGCUUUCAGUUUUAAUGAGGUUCAAGUCUGACAGACUGGCGUUAGUUUUCAGGUGUGCCAGCUAUCCUGCUGGCAGGUAUGUGUCACUGUUAGAGAAUGGGACACAGAGGCUUGCUGGCAGGGUGAAAU